AUGGAAGAGCUAAAACAAUGGUUCGCCAAGCAAUUUGGUUUAAAUGUUCGAGAAGAUUGGUUAAAAUCCAACAUCAACCAGGCUAAAUCAACUAAUGAUCGAGAUAGUUUAUACCGGAAAUUCUUACACAGCGAUAUUCGAGAUGUAUCAAAUGGUUAUUUAACGAAUGCUCAUACUACACAAUCAACAAUUCAAUUAAAUGGUAAAAUCUGUAUGCAAGUGGAUUCGCUAUAUGAUAUCGGCCGAUCCGCUUAUUCGCAAUUACGACAAUGCCAAGGAAACGAUGACACCGAUUUCUCGGAAGCUGAUAAUAACGAUAAGAAAUGGGAACCGAAACCCACCAGAAUGCUCCUCCUAACGCUGAAUGAUGGUAUCCGAGAUGUAGAAGCAAUGGAGUAUCAACCUAUACCAGAGUUAUCCUACAAAACUCCAAUAGGUGCAAAGAUUUUGAUUAUUGGCCCUGUGACCAUGAGAUCGGCAAUGAUCUUACUUGAUAGCCAAAAUAUCCGAUUAUUAGGAGGUAGCCUACCAAAUUUAGAUGGUAAAGGCCAUCAAGAUCGCUUGCGACAGCUUUUGAAUCUACCUGAUGACCAUCCAUUAGCUACAAAGAUAAAUCAAAAUAUUCCUAUACCAAUGGAAUUUAUCAAUGCAAACAAUGAGACUAUAAAUCCUCUGAGUAUUCCGCGCAAUAAGUUCAACAACGAUGAAAAAUGGGUUAAAAAACCUUAUUCAGCAAGCAUCAAUACCCACCAACAAGUUUAUGAUAACAUCCCGCAAGACAAAAGUUUAGGCAAUAAAUCAUGCAAAAAUGAAGAUAUAUUUAUAGUUGACGAUGACUUUGACGAUGCUGAUCUGUUAGCAAUGGAUGAAGAUAUCUUUUCUCAACAUUUUCAAAAACCUAAAAAUAGUAAAGUAGAUGUGAAAAUUGAAGCGUCUACUAUCAAAAGAGAAUAUGUAUUACCCAUUGGAUCCACUAAAAGCAAUAAUGACAAUUUGCAACCCAGUCAUAGCGGCAUAAUUAAGAAUGAAAACGAUGCUUAUAAACUUUCAGAAAUGCAAAAUACUAAACUAAUAUCAACCGUAGAUUCUGAAAAUCCUAUACUAUAUUUGAUAGACAUAGAAAAUGACCUACGAAAGAACAGUGUUACUUUUCCCUUUACCUUUCAUAUUAAGGCAUAUUUUUCUACAUUGUUAUCACCUUUAAAUAGUCGUAAUAAGUGGCAUGUAAAAGCAAGAAUAAAUGAUGGAACAAGCUAUCUCGACGUCGAUGUUAGUGAUCAGGUUCUUUCAGAAAUCAUUGGUUUUAGCGCAGAAAAAUUUAAUAAAUUGAAGUUAGUUUCUGAUCAAAGUGAACGAAAGCUUAUGCAACAGGGAUUAAAAAAUUGUCAGCAAACACUAUCGCAAAUAAACUGCGUGAUGGAGAUUAUCCUCAACCGGAGUGCAGUUCCACUUUUAAUACAGUUAAAGCAAUCGACUAUAUACAAUAUGAAAAAUCUAAUAACCAGGGUAAAGUGUCGUCAUUGA
Messenger RNA from Trichoplax adhaerens, 1524 nucleotides. RefSeq lists its product as uncharacterized. The transcript has 9 exons. Lineage: Eukaryota; Metazoa; Placozoa; Uniplacotomia; Trichoplacea; Trichoplacidae. Gene Ontology annotation, molecular function: nucleotide binding. The coding region runs from base 1 to 1524 and encodes 507 amino acids. Gene Ontology annotation, cellular component: nuclear body; RecQ family helicase-topoisomerase III complex. The record is from RefSeq and is a predicted model, not a curated record. Gene Ontology annotation, biological process: double-strand break repair via homologous recombination; resolution of meiotic recombination intermediates.